GCUUGCCGGAGUUCCGCUGGCGUCGCUCUGGGUCAGGCGCGCGCUUUCUUGCUUUGCAAAGGGCGCCGCGGUUUGCGCCGCUUCUUCCUCCUCCACGAAUGGCUCCGCUCAGGCUGCUUGGGCCAGCGCUGGGCUGGAGGCUCGCUACUGCUGCGAGGCCCGUCUAUCUCAGCAGGCCACCCCAGCGAGGCCACCGCCUGACACCUUCAGAUGACGAGCUCUACCAGAAGACCACCAUCCAGCGCUUGGAGAAGGAAUCCGAAGACAUGAUGUUCAUAGAAGGCUACAAUGAACGAGGAUUCACCGUCAGCAGCAACAAGGUGGUGGGGCCUUGCGCAGUCUUGCCACGAGCCAUCCUACAGUGGAACGUUGGCACACAUAAGGACAUCACUGCUGAAAGCCUCGUCUUGUUCCGCCUGCUGGAGCCUCGAAUAGAAAUCCUGGUCCUGGGGACGGGAAGCAAGGUGGAGAGGUUGGACCCCGCUAUCCUGAAGUUAAUGCGUCAGUGUGGGAUUGCUGUGGAGGUACAAGAUACGCCCAAUGCCUGUGCAACAUUCAACUUCUUGACAAGUGAGCGGCGUAUGACUGCUGCCGGCCUUAUCCCACCUCCCGGUGUAACACGUGGCUGAAUCUCUGAGGGUAAGAUCCAGGGGAAGGAAGAGUUCUUGGCAGGGCAGAGAAAGGGACGCUGUUGUAAUGCCCGCCAUGUUCUUCGUUGCUGCGUUUGAAGGACCUGUUUGAAGGACCUGUUUGAAAGCAACACAAGCCUUUAUGCCCCAAGGCGUAUCUCUCAACGUGUAUGAAUGAGUGACAAGUCUUUUUUUAAAAAAUACAAGCACCCCAGCAUGGCUAAUUCUAGAGACAGCUUACUUAACACUCACUUUUGGGAUGGGGCCCUGGGGUCCAGAAAUGUAAAAAAAAAAAAGAGAACCGCCUUCAGUUUCAUCCACAUGCUAAAUUAAUUAACUUCAUGCGGCAACCUGGAUUUGAAGA
Messenger RNA from Zootoca vivipara (common lizard), 993 nucleotides. It is a transcript of the gene NDUFAF3, whose product is annotated as NADH:ubiquinone oxidoreductase complex assembly factor 3. The record is from RefSeq and is a predicted model, not a curated record. Gene Ontology annotation, cellular component: mitochondrial inner membrane. Lineage: Eukaryota; Metazoa; Chordata; Lepidosauria; Squamata; Lacertidae. Gene Ontology annotation, biological process: mitochondrial respiratory chain complex I assembly.